Durusdinium trenchii is the source of this 1833-nucleotide messenger RNA. The record is from the annotation of a GenBank genome assembly. NCBI's taxonomy places the organism in Eukaryota, Dinophyceae, Suessiales, Symbiodiniaceae.
AUGCUGGCAAAACUGAUCCUCACACAGGCACUGAUUCCUAUACAUGUCGCAAGAUGUGAGGUUGACUUCACGAACAUCUUUCUGGAUGACCCAAGCUCCUGGGUCCCAUGGGACCCUUCCAGAAAUGCACCUGCCCAGCUGUGGCAAGGAAAUUAUGGCGAUGCCGCCUCUUUGUCUUGCGAAACAACUUUCGACAUACUCUUUGAUUGGAUGGAAUUAAAACGUUCCAUGUCGCUUUGGAUAAGAGCUUCAUUGUUUAGAAAGGAGACCGUUCCGCAGAUCCACUGGGAGAGAAUACGGCCUAUUCAACAUGCCUUGACGAACCUCAUCAGUUUGCAUGAUAUGACGACCUCUCGGGAUUGCAUCUUGGGCAUGAUCGCCGUGCGCUUCUUCUAUUUGCUGAUGCAGCCUGGGGAGUACCGUGACCGCAUGCUCAUCAAGGAGAACAGCCUGGUCACCGAUUGGUUCUACAUGGUGCGGAAGUUCAAAUGGUCUGUGCUCAUCAAAAGUGGUUGGGCUCCAAUCUUCUUUGGGACAUGGGGCCUCCUCUCUACGGACAUGAUGGUGCGCCACAAAGCCAAGGUCUGGACCGACUGUGCCGAGCUGCCGCAUCUUGGUCGAAUCCGGACGUUUGAAGAAAUACAGAACAACUCUGACGUUGACGAUGCUGAAGAGUACUGGCAGCGGUUGCUCACUGUGUUUGACCACACUCGGGAGGAUAUGGUGUAUUCUUGCCCUAUGGCCUACACUUACGUGGCAUCGCUUCUGGCACUCUCACAGGCAUUUGAAGACCCGAUUGACACCGGGCUUACGUCCCACUUCGUGGACAUCUCCCAGACCUUGCUUAGGCGCUACCACGAGCAGAACAAUUUCACCCUGAUGAACACCCUGUUGUCAUCGUGGGAGUUCCUUCAGAUCAACGCGCAGAUUGCCAUGAAACUCGACGAGCAGAAUGGCAAUUUUUCGAUUCGGGGCUCCUGCGGCCUUCUGUGGUGCGAAGAAGACCUCACGCCCAAUCCCAGAACCUGCAAGUGCGAGAUCGUUUUCACACAAAACUUUGAGAACUCCACGUUUUGCAUUUUCGUGGUGGACAACCGACGAAGGUCGUCCCUGCGGAACAUCACCUCCAUCCUGAGUGCCAGGUACUGGACCUUGUCCUUUGGCAUCAACCGCGCAUAUGCACAGGAGCAUGGCUACGAGAUUGAUUACGUCCAGCCUGAUCCUGCUUUACAUUACCCAGGCAGAAAAAUUGGCUGGGCCAAAGUCAAGGUCGUCCAUGACAUGCUUCGUGAACGUGGACCUGAACGCUGCGCUUAUGGUGUUUCCAUCGAUUCGGAUGCUUUCAUCCGGACCUCGGAACCGUUGUCAGCCAUUGUGACCGACUAUGCCUUGAACGAAGACCAGCAGAUCCUUUUUUCAGAGGAGUAUCACUCCGAAGAGGGCUCACGAGUAGGCAAGGAGGACUACAUCAAUGGCGGUUUCUUCAUUGUGAAAAACUCUCCAGAAGGAUUGCAAAUUUUACAAGACUGGUACAACGUCCCAGAGAAGUACGAGGACAUGGCACACUUGAAGAAAGAGAACCCCCAAGGUUUGAACUACUGCUGGGAUGUAAAGAUGCAGCCCAAGUAUGGACAUGUGACUGUGCUGGCUAGCUCUCAACUCUUCACUGCGCCAUUUGGCUUGGUGGUGAGACACAACUGGUUCAAGGACCUUCGCUUUGAGCAGGAAAUGAAAGAUAUCUUGCUACAACGACUGCAGAAAAGAUACGGCUGCAUCGUGUGUCAGAAUGUCUACGAUUGGGACGAGUUCAACAACACGGAUGUGGGCUUGUGA